Messenger RNA from Diaporthe batatas, 1948 nucleotides. RefSeq names its product snoRNA-binding rRNA-processing protein ENP1. Gene Ontology annotation, biological process: rRNA processing. Gene Ontology annotation, cellular component: nucleolus; cytoplasm; preribosome, small subunit precursor. Gene Ontology annotation, molecular function: snoRNA binding. NCBI's taxonomy places the organism in Eukaryota, Fungi, Ascomycota, Sordariomycetes, Diaporthales, Diaporthaceae. The coding region runs from base 110 to 1573 and encodes 487 amino acids. The record is from RefSeq and is a predicted model, not a curated record. The transcript has 4 exons.
CCGGAAUGCGCCUGAGAAGUAUUCAACCCUGCGACCUCGAAGUCGAAGAAUCCCACGACACCAUUCAGACUUUGAGAAUCUUUUGAAAUCACAGUACGCCUCAUCGGAAAUGCCUAAAGCCACGACGCCUGUGGGCGAGCGCCAAGGGCGUCGCCACAACCCUCUUGAAGCCGACAUCCUCGGGGGCGCCGGUAUCCUGAGAUCUGGGAAGACAGGGAAGAAAGCAAAGGAAGAGAAAGAAGAGGACCACUUUGUGAAUUCGAAACAAUCAGCGCGCAUUCUCCAACUAGGCCGGGAGCUCGCCGACGAGGACGACGACCAGAACAAGCCCGCCGCGGAGUCGCGAAAGAGCGCUUUCGAUGUCGAUUCGCGAUUUGUGCAAGAAGACGACAAGGACGAUAGCAGAUUCGACGACGAGGAAGCAUGGGGCGAGGAGGAGGAGAUCGAGCUCGAGGGCGCCGAGGUCGCACCUGAGGACCUGGCGAUGUUCAACAAGUUCCUGACAGCCGACGAGGAUCCGCUGUUGAAGCACGGCUGGGACCGGAAACCCGCCGACGGCGAGGAGCAACAAGCAGGGACGAAUCUGGCGGAUUUGAUCAUGCAAAAAAUUCAGGCGUUCGAAGCCGGCGGAGGGAACCAGGAGGACGUGGGUGGCAUGGAAGACUUCCCUGAAGAGGAUCUGCACCCCAAGGUCAUUGAGGUCUAUGCGAAGUGCGGCAUGAUCCUGAGCCGUUGGAAGAGCGGGCCACUUCCGAAACCUAUGAAGAUUCUUCCGACAGUCCCUGACUGGGAGAGGAUUGUCGAGGUCGCACAACCUGAGAACUGGACUCCAAAUGCGAUUUAUGGUCUGACCCGUAUCUUCGCCUCGGCGAAGCCAGCUGUGGUCCAGCGAUGGCUCGAGAUAGUGGUGCUGCCUCGGGUGCGGGACGAGAUCUACGAGACGAAGAAGCUGAAUGUUCACCUGUACAACUCGCUCAAGAAGAGUUUAUACAAACCAUCUGCCUUCUUCAAGGGAAUCCUGUUCCCCCUCGUCGGCUCGGGCACGUGCACGUUGCGCGAGGCUCACAUCGUUUCCUCCGUCAUGGCCCGCGUCUCCAUCCCCAUUCUACACUCGGCAGCAGGACUGAAGGGGCUUUGCGACCUGGCGGCCCAGCAAGCCUCUAAUGGCGAAAACGCUGCUGCCACAAAUGUCUUCAUCAAGUGCUUGCUCGACAAGGGGCUGGCAUUGCCGUACCAGGUCAUUGACGCGCUGGUGUUCUUCUUCCUGCGAUUCAGGUCGGUCGACCCUGCGGCUGUAAAGGAGGCCGAGGCUAUGGAGAGGCCAUCAGAAUCAAAGAUUGGGCGUCAACUGCCGGUGUUAUGGCAUCAGUGUCUCCUGAGUUUCGCUCAGAGGUAUCGAAACGAUAUCAACGAGGACCAACGAGAGGCUUUACUCGAUUUGCUACUCACCCACGGUCACUCUGCCAUCGGACCUGAGAUCAGGAGGGAGCUGGUUGCAGGUCGUGGCAGAGGUGUCCCAGUCGAGCCACAGGGGCAGGCUUUUGAUGGAGACGAUACCAUGCAGAUUGAUUGAUCCUGAUAGAGGAGCUAUCUGGAUUUCGAUGAUGGAUGAAUACCCGCACGGCAUCUGGUAUUUACCAGAUUUUUAAGGCAUGGAAAAUGAGUAGUAGGGGAAUGGCGUUGCGGAGUUCAGGUGGGCAUUGCGUUCACGUUCUUUUCUGCAAUGUCGAGGGCCGAGGGCCCAUCUUCGUGGUACCGGCAGGCCAUUCUGUCUAGUGGCAGGUUGCCCAUGAAUAUAAGCAUCUUGAAGUAGUCCAAAAUUUGAGGUUUGCUGUGUUUCUCUAUCUUCACUUACCACACGUGGCUACCAUGGUCUACUCAGAAAAAGCCUCUAAGGUUAGAAGUCUCUAGAUUUGAGAUAGAAUCAUGCAACCCAAUUGCCACCAGA